AUGCUGGGGCUCCGUGCAACCUUCUUCAUCAUUGUAGAUGUUCUGGUGCACAUGUUCGAGCUCUUGAAGUAUGGGGUCUCUGCUGUGCUGAUCUUCAUCGGAGUGAAGCUGAUCUUGGCCCAUCACUACACCAUCGAGCCACACAUUGUGGUCUUUGUUCUCAUUGGCUGCAUCGGAGCCUCCAUGGUUGCCUCUGUGCUCAAGGCCGAAAUGGAGAAGAAGAUGGAAGGCCUUGCACCAGAGGAUGUCAAGAAGCGGGUGGAACAGGUCAGAGAAAGGACAACCCCACUGACUUCUCCAUACGUGCCCGCAGCACUUCCGGCCCAAUGA
Molecule: messenger RNA, 330 nt
Organism: Cladocopium goreaui
Lineage: Eukaryota; Dinophyceae; Suessiales; Symbiodiniaceae
Source: the annotation of a GenBank genome assembly